Cryphonectria parasitica EP155 is the source of this 1893-nucleotide messenger RNA. RefSeq lists its product as uncharacterized. The coding region runs from base 31 to 1725 and encodes 564 amino acids. The transcript is spliced from 2 exons. The record is from RefSeq and is a predicted model, not a curated record. Lineage: Eukaryota; Fungi; Ascomycota; Sordariomycetes; Diaporthales; Cryphonectriaceae.
CUUUGUCCUACACCUUGAAAACAAAAGACCAUGUCUCUUGACAAACGGCACGGCACAACCUUGUCAAAGGUGCAAACGACUCCAGGAAUGGCUGCUGGUGGCGGUUUCUACCUCCCACCCGAAAUUACAGAGCAGAUCUGUGAUUACCUCAAGGUUGACCAACGAUGGCACGAUGAGCCCAUCAGCCAUUCCACACAGUCCAACUGUCACGCCCUCCGUGACCUUUGUCUGACCUGCACCUGGUUCCGCUCCACCGCCACCCCGCGCCUCUACGAGUUCAUCAUCUUCAGACAGCCCUUGAACAAAUCACGGAGAGGCGAGGACCUCCUGUUAUUUCUGCGAACCAUGCUCGAGGCACCCUAUCUUCGCCCCUUGGUCAAGAAGAUGGCAUGUCUGAUCAACCUGCGCUCCUUUCGCCCUGUGCACUACCCAGAGACCCAUCACAUCGUCAACAUCCUUCAGCAUUAUAGGUUUGAGGAUGCCAUCAGGUGUCCAGAGACCAGCCCAGAGACGCAUCGCCUUCUCGUCAUCGCUGGUUUAAGUUGCCGUCGUGAUGGCACGAGCAGCUGCGCUUUUACGACACCCACAGCGGACUCCGACUGGACCGCCCCGAGGCUGAGAACAGGUGCCGUCCCAGUCGUGCAUCUGACAGAGAGGCUUCUCCCUGUUGUCAUGUGCCUCGUCCCAGCCCUGUCCUCCAUCACCUUCCGAGCACUGGUCGGAGAGGACAAGACACCACUCUACCACCGCAUGAACAGCGUCAUUGACCAGGUCCUGGAUGACCAGGUCCUCGCUCGCAUAGCCCUUCGUAAUGUCAUCUCAGCACAGAUUAUCUACACAGACCUCUACUCGCCCCAGUGUUACCUCAAGAGCUCCCACGCAGCCUGGCACGUCGACCUCGAGCUCCUCGCCAUAGCCUGCCCCAGCCUCCUCCGCCUGCAGAACCUGAAACGAAUAGGCAUCUGGGACGGCCACGAAGGCGCAGCACGCUUCGUCAGACCGACGGCGAUCGAAGUUACUCCAGACACUGUCGAUCUCGCCGUCCGCGUGCCUCUCGACUCUCAAAUCCUCCGCGAGGUGUGCAGGAUGUCUUGGAUCACGACCCUCAAGAUACAGGGCUUCCAGGAGGCACAGAGGAGGUUCAACUGUACCGAAAUCAGCAGGAUCCUGGUCAAGUACAUGCCGAACCUGGAGCGUCUUGACUUUCGCACUAUGCAGGAGUGGCCGACCACCCUUGUACAGGGGCGCCUGGAGGGGCUGGAGAGGCUGUCCAAGCUCAGGAUCCUCGAGACGGAAGCGCAGCUCCUCACGAGUGGCGGCGACCAGGAGGAGUUCCCUCAGGGGUACGAGAUCCAAAACGCCCUCCCCACGAGUCUGGCGUAUGUCAAGAUCUUUGACUACUGGGAGACGGGCUACAUGAACUACGGCUUCCUCUGCCACGAGCUGUGCGGCCUUUCCUUUAACUACAGGUCUCGUCUUGAGAACCUGCGCAGGGUCACGUACAUCCCUGACAGGCUGCCGCGGUACUACGAGGAGGAGGCGCAUGGGGUUAUGGGUCUGGUCGCUGAUGCCUUUUUGAAUGCUGGGGUUGUGUUUACGGUGCGGAAACGUGGGUACAGGCUGAUUAGGGACCGGCUGCACUGGUCGGGCAACCACUCACGGCACAACAAGGCGCUGAGACAGCCUUCGCCUUCUCCAUCCUGUGGGUACUGUGAGGAAGAAUGAGACCUGAAAGUGCCUGCAAGAGAACAGCAGAUUGAGUGAUCAUUUCUCUUUUAUUCCUGACUUAGUUGUUUCCUAGUCACUCGAAACGUCAGGCUGGACUGGCUUUGAUCUGACCGCUUGUUAAUAAAUAUUGAAGCACAAGGCAGAAUGGGAAGAUGUUCCUUCGAG